UUGGUUGUAGGUUUUUCCGGCAUAGUUGGGUUUUACGAGCAGGUGCUACUGCAUCGCUGAACGCUGACUGAGUGGAUUCCGAUCGAAGAAGUGAAAAGCUGGUUCUUACGCUCCUGAGGAAUCCGUUGAAUCUCUACCAUAGAAGAAAGUAAACAAGAUUUUGGAUAGGAGAUAAUACGAGAAAACUUUCACAGACAAGAUCUCUGGACGAUGUUUCUGAAGGUCGUGUUACCACUGCUACUGUGCCCGUUUGUUUUUCUACUCAUGUCCUCGGCGGCCAUGGAAGAUACCGGCUUUAUCUAUAAUGGAUUUCGAGGUGCCAAAGUUAGCCUGGAUGGCGAAGCACAGAUCAUACCCAACGGGCUCUUGAUGCUAACGAAUCAAUCUAAACGACAAUUAGGCCAUGCCUUCUAUCCCUAUCCGCUCCACUUCAAGAAUCUACCGGACGGCAAUGUUUUCACAUUCUCUACCACUUUUGUAUUUGGGAUCCUCCCCAAGUACCAAAAUUUUUAUGGUCAUGGAAUUGCUUUCGUGAUCACACCUUCAAGAGCGCUACCCGGAGCUCGACCGACCCAGUAUCUAGGCAUCUUCAAUGAAUCCAACAACGGUAAUCAGUCCAAUCAUGUUGUUGCAGUAGAGCUCGACACCAUCAAGAACAGUGAGUUCUCAGAUAUCAAUGACRACCAUGUYGGUAUCGAUAUUAACGGCUUGACGUCUGUUUCUUUUGCCCAAGUAUCGUAUGCUAUCGAUCAAAGUGAUAACCGUAAGAAUCUAAGCCUCGUAAGUGGGAAACCAAUUCAAGUAUGGAUAGAAUACAAUGGCGUAGAAGGACAGAUGAAUGUAACGUUGGCUCCAAUUGAUGUUCCUAAACCCCACAUCCCCCUUCUUUCCUAUUCCCGCAAUCUUUCUCCGUUCAUGGAGGAUUCCAUGUACGUUGGCUUCUCAUCAUCGACGGGCUCCUUUUCUACUUCCCAUUACGUGUUGGGAUGGAGCUUUAAGAUGAAUGGACCUGCUAAAGAGCUCACCAUCUCCCAACUUCCUAAGCUACCUCGACUAGGGCCAAAAAAGCAAUCCAAAUUUGUGACGUUGGGAUUGCCCCUUAUUGGCCUAGUUUUAGCGUCCACAGUACUCACCAUCAUCCUCUUCAUCGUGAGAAGGAAGAGAAGGUUCGCUGAAGUUGUGGAAAAUUGGGAACUAGACUAUGGGCCUCAGAGGUUCAAAUACAAAGAUCUUUACACCGCCACCAAGGGAUUUAGGGACAAGGAGCUUCUGGGUAUAGGCGGUUUUGGUAGGGUUUAUAGAGGUGUGUUACCCACCUCCAAAACCCAAGUAGCAGUGAAAAGAGUACGUCAUGAAUCUAGACAAGGAUUAAAGGAAUUUGUCGCUGAGAUUGUAAGCAUGGGUCGGCUGCGGCACCGAAACUUGGUACAGCUCUUGGGCUAUUGCCGGCGUGAAAGAGAGCUUCUGUUGGUGUAUGAUUACAUGCCCAAUGGAAGUCUAGAUAAGUUCAUCUUCAGCCAACCAAAGGUCACAUUGAAUUGGAGUCAAAGAUUUCGAGUCAUCAAAGGAGUAGCUUCUGGGCUAUUUUAUCUGCACGAAGGAUGGGAACAGGUGGUUGUUCACAGAGAUGUCAAGUCCAGCAAUGUGUUAUUAGAUAGUGAAUUUAAUGGAAGGUUAGGAGAUUUUGGCCUAUCAAGAUUAUAUGACCGUGGAACCGAUCCCAAAACCACCCAUGUGGUAGGAACGCUUGGUUACAUUGCGCCAGAGAUUACUACAACCAGAAAGGCAUCACCGAGCACAGAUGUUUUCAGUUUUGGGGCCUUUAUGCUUGAAGUGGCAUGUGGGAGAAGGCCGAUAGACCCACAAGCGUCAUCGGAAGAGAAUGUAAUUUUGUUGGAUCGGGUGUUCUCUUGUUGGAGUAGAGGUAAGAUUCUGGAGACAGUGGAUCCAAAUCUGGGUAGUGAUUAUAGAGUUGAGGAAAUGGAUUUGGUAUUGAAGCUUGGCCUGCUUUGCUCUCACUCUAUUCCGACUGCUAGGCCGACCAUGCGGCAGGUGGUGCUGUUUUUGGUCGGUGAUAUCCCUCUACCAGAAUCAUCUUUGCAUGGUCUCAGUGAAAGUGGUCUAGCAUUUGCACAUCAUGAUGAAGGCUUCGAUAAGUUUGCCACGUGGCAACCUUCUUCCUCUCUAGAAAAGACAUCGACUACACAACUAUCGUUAGUUACAGACUCCCUCCUCUCAACCGGCCGUUGAACUUUAUUUAUUUGUUGGAUUAGAAAACUUGUAGUUUGAAGGAUGCUAGACAUGCUGGAAAAAGGAAAGAAAAACAAAAGAUAUGCAUUUUACAUGUCCGGUUGUUGAUUUUUCAAUAAAAACGACUUCAAAAUGCUUCACGAAA
Messenger RNA from Nelumbo nucifera (sacred lotus), 2395 nucleotides. NCBI's taxonomy places the organism in Eukaryota, Viridiplantae, Streptophyta, Magnoliopsida, Proteales, Nelumbonaceae. The record is from RefSeq and is a predicted model, not a curated record.